AACAGGAAACACAUGGACACAAAUGGCUGAAAGUUACGGAAGAAGAAGAAGUGCAAGUGAGGGAGAAGAGUGCUGAGACUGUGUAGGAAUAUAAACGACUUUAGAGGAGAGCGAAGGAAAAACGAGAGUUUGGCAAUAGAAAGAGUAGAUAAGAAGUAUCCGCAUAUAUGUAUGUUUAUGUUAUGCAGUGGAGAUAAAUAUAAAGUAUAAAUCAAAGUUAUCUGUAAAUAAAUAAGGUGUAUAAAGUAAGUGUGUGCUUAUCUUUGAACAUACCUGUAAGUGAGAAGAGCAAUUUAUUAGAAGGAUAAACAUACUAAUAAACUAAGAUACUCUUACAAGGGGCAGUGACAAAUAUUUUUAUACGGAUAAGUUUUGCAAAAUUUGCUUAAUAGAGACAAGGAAAUACACCUGGGGAACUGUAGCUAAACAGAUCUUUUUGUAUUGUAAAAUACAGAUGAUCUAGAAUUAUGGAGAGAUAUUGUAAGUGUUUAUAGAUCGUACACAUCUACAAAGAGUGGAUACACCUGAGGUUAGGGGAAAGUAGAAAGAAAAGGGACAUCUACACGAACGAAAAUUAUUUAGAAUGUCACUGGAAGACCCAUUCUCCGUAGUCAGGGGGGAGGUACAAAAAUCACUGAACACCAGUCGAGGGCUGUACCAGCGCUGGUGUGAGCUCCUACAGGAGAGUCAUGUUACUAGUGCUGAGGAAUUUGAUUGGACAACCAAUGAAUUGCGGAAUUCCCUUCGGAGCAUUGAAUGGGAUCUUGAGGACCUAGAAGAAACCAUCAGCAUUGUUGAGUCAAACCCACGAAAAUUUAAAAUCUCUGGUGUGGAGCUGAGUGAGAGGCGUAACUUUGUGGAGCAGACACGGAAUUCUGUUAAGGAAAUGAGGGAUCACAUCUCCAGCCCCAGAGCUGUAGCAUUUACGGAACGGAAGAACAGAGAGGGCUUAUUAGGGGUUUCAUCCCAGACUCCUACGGAUCGUUUCACCCGUCUUGAUGAAGAGAUUAUGUCUGGAAACUCUCGCUAUUUGGAGGACCAGCAAGCACAGCAACAGCUUAUUAUAGAUGAACAGGAUGCAGAAUUGGAACUAGUGUCUGGCAGUAUACGUGUCCUGAAAGACGUGUCUGGUCGAAUUGGAGAUGAAUUGGAUGAGCAAGCUGUGAUGCUGGACGAUUUCUCCCAUGAAAUGGACAAUACUCAAACCCGCAUGGAUUCUGUACUCAAGCGAAUGGCUAAAGUGUCUCACAUGACUAGUGACCGCCGGCAAUGGUGUGUGAUUAUAGCCCUGCUGGUUUCUCUCUUCAUUGUUCUGAUCCUUCUAUUCACGUUGUGAGUGGGAUUGUUGCACCCAAGAAAAUUCUGAUGUAGAAAUACUAAGAAAAAGCUUGUGCAGUGGAGCCACCUGUGCACAAGGGACACUUUACGGGUCGUGUCAUACAGUUGUAUUAUCUGUCAUGGUGAAAAUUUUCAGCAAAUUGUAUGUACUUCUAUACAAAUUAUGUUCUUCAGUGAAAUCAUUCUUCCCUAUUUGAUCAUAUUUGUACCCACUCCAAAAUGCUUUGUGCCUCUAUUUGUAGAUAAUGUGAAAUGCUCUUUGUAUCAGGCGGUUUAAGUCCCUCAUUAAACGUGCAACAUACUUUCUGCACAAAACACAUCAAAAUUCUAGAAUGAGGUGUUAUACUAAAUGGUCAAGACAGAAGAUUCAACUUUUUGGAGAGCAUGAUAAACUAUCAUUAUAAAGGUCAUUUUAUAUAUAUAUAUAUCUUACUACUGUGGAAUAUGGAAGGGAUUUUAGAUAUGAAACAUUGCAAGUCUAUUCUCUAUUGCAAGAGAAGGUUGUGAAGUAAUACAUCUUUACAGGGCUGUAAAACACAGCUGCCUUUUAUCUGUAGUGUGUACUGCAGAAUAAACUAUUUUUGUAUUUGUCUGUAAAA
This is a messenger RNA of Bombina bombina (fire-bellied toad), 1937 nucleotides long. RefSeq names its product syntaxin 10 (gene STX10). The record is from RefSeq and is a predicted model, not a curated record. Gene Ontology annotation, cellular component: membrane. Bases 584 to 1336 code for a protein of 250 amino acids. NCBI's taxonomy places the organism in Eukaryota, Metazoa, Chordata, Amphibia, Anura, Bombinatoridae. The transcript has 8 exons. Gene Ontology annotation, biological process: intracellular protein transport; Golgi vesicle transport. Gene Ontology annotation, molecular function: SNAP receptor activity.